AGUUGCCUUAGAGUGGGCUUCGAGUAGUGUCGGGGGACUUCGUGGUAGGGACUGUGCGUACUAUGCCGGUCUUCCGAACCACAUGAGAGAGGGAGAAGUGAAACAGGGAAGCGAAAAGUCGUUUGGCUCGUUAGUCGCCGGCAGAACCGCGAUAGACGUUGAUCGGCCGUGUAUGUUCCCUGAAUGGAAUCUCAGUCACGCUCGGACAAUCCUCAGAAUAGAAACUUUAUAGUAAAGUGUAUUUCCGCGGUGCGGACCAUCUAACGAUAAGUGUAGGAUUAAUAUUUAGUUUAUUACGAACUCGCGUCCGCAUUCCUAUGUUCGGUUUGGUACUAGCUCUAAUGACACCCUUGCGUCGUUGCAAAGCCGGGUUAAAGAAGUCCGAUCGUUGAGCCACUCUACGCGAAAGAGAAGAGAAUGAUCACCGUGUAGCAGAGCUCGCUGAUUUAUGAUUCUACUUGGAGUAUAAUGAGAGACGUAACCGAGCGUGGUACAGCCUCCAAGCUGACCAAUUUUGAUUCAUUAGUUGGGGCAACCCCUGUGACCUGCGGUGUCGUCGACGGUUAAACGAAUUAACUCGUUUGUGUCACUUCGUCAGGACAAAACGUUCUUCCUUUUCUUAACUCGUUUUACGCGCAAACGAGCCUUCUUCCGGGCCUCGGAUAGCCCGCGGUUUCUUGGUGGAUUUCCUCCUACUGCUGAUGAUGCUAUCUCUUUGAGGGAGGUGACCUUUGAGUUUGUGGAUCACUCUUUCUUUAUGGACCAUAGAAGAAUUUUUUUACGUUGGGUCUUCGAAACUCGUCGUGUAUGUACGCAAUGGAUGACACAGACACUACUUGUCACGUUUAAUGUACAGUGCUACGAAGAUGCAGUGGCUUGCCGUUAUGAUGUGCCUCUACGCCGGGGUUGCCAGCGCACGAACGGAAGAGGAUCAAGCAUCAGCCACAAAUGGAAAUGGGAUUUCCGGUGCAUUACCUGAACAGUGUUUCUACCAGUUAUCGUCGGAAUGUCCGCCACAGGAUCCCGGCGAAUGUCCAUGCAAGAGGAUAAUUUUGUCUCAUGAUAGUCCUGAGGCUCAGGCUGUUCUGUGCUGUAAUUUAGACAGUCAAACUUUUGAGAGCGGAUUGUCAUGCGCAAAUUUUCCAGCUAACGUUACGUACGUUCAUAUCAGAAAUGCCACGCUUGAUACCUUCAAUGCUAGCGAAGUCAGAUGGAGAAGACUAAAGUCUCUCGCAAUUACGGAUGGGAAGAUCAAUCACGUUAAGGGACAAUUUCUCAUGAUGACUCCUACGCUCUGUCUCAAUCUCUCAAAUAACGCUUUGGUUGAAGUCGAGAACAAUUCAUUCACUAGACUCGCACAUCUUACCACUUUAGAUCUGUCUUAUAAUAAUCUUACGCAUCUACCUGCCCUCAAUACCAUGAACGGUCGAGAAUUCUGGCUGGAUAUUUCAGGUACCAAUACAUUAUGGUGUCACGACAUUUAUCAAUAUAUCAAUAAGACAGGCGAGAAACAGAUCAAUUUCAACAGGGAAAACGAAACUGUAUGUUCUGCCAGUAAAACUUGGCACUGGUUCAAUGCCACUGAACAAGUUCCUCUGAAACAAGUGCGCUAUCUAAGCUUGCUACAGACGGAAUGCCCGAAGGGCGAAGCAUGGCAGUGUCAGUGCAACUUCAGGAGAUUAGACAUAGUGAAAGGGAAGCAGCCAACUCUAGCUGUGAAUGUGGAUUGCAGUGGAAUUCAACUGACGGAGUUGCCGGAGAAGUUGCCUCGUAAUACGAUAGCACUCAACGUCUCUUAUAAUAAUAUUACGGUGCUCGACGACCUGAGUACGAAUCCUUGUUAUCAGGAUAUCCGUGAAUUUUAUGCCGAUUACAAUAAUAUCUCAUCCAUCAAUAAACUGGAGGGUUCCAAAUUUUUGGACAACUAUGCUCUUUUAAGCUUGCGUUAUAAUAAAAUUAAGUCGCUUCCAACAUACAUCUUAAGUCCUAAUGCUCGUGACAAGAAUUUCGGGAGUUCAAGACUCGUGAAACUCGGUGGUAACCAAUUACACUGCGAUUGCAACACGGCCAAAUAUUUAAAGGUAUGGUUACAAACACGCAUUCUGGAUUCGGACGAGGUAUUGUGCGAGAAUGUCAAAGAAAAGGUCGUCGAUCUGGAGCCGUCGAAAAUGUGCGUCUACCCGGGUGAUUGGACGGAUUAUAUAUAUUAUAUAAUAGCGACAGAAGUAAUAUUACUAAUUAGCCUUGUGGCCAAAGUCUCCUAUGAUUACUGGGUCUUUAAGACUGCAGGAUACCUUCCAUGGCCAGCGAACAAAAUGCCAAAAUUACCUUGUGACUGGUUAUGCGAGACAUAACUCCAUGAGUAACGGUAAACUCAUUAUUUCAUCGAUAUUUGUGAUAAAUUCUUAGUAACAGGACAGAAACGUGAAGAGCCCUUUUUUAUCUUGAAAAUGAAAUAGAUCACGAUUUUAUGAAUAAUCAGAAAUGGGGAAAAGUUUUAUCCAACUUCCCACGUGGUGCUGCAUCAAAUGGAUAUAAUUUCACAGCUGCGCAAGAGAUCUUUCUUAAACUAUAGGUAUAAAAAUGACUGAGGGUAACUCUAUCUUAUCUUUCUUAUUUUUUCUAUUAGCAAGAAUCUUUUCUACAUUGCAUAAAGUAUGCCUUGCGGCUCGUCGAGUGACGAGGCAACGGUAUUAAAGAAUUAAGGUAAUAUAAGCCCAAGUGCCGAAAUAUAUUUUAUAAUGAAUGUUAAGGAAUAACGUUGUAACACGUAACGCAUGGUAUAUAUAUAAAAAUUUUUAUUUCCGUUUAAUCGUAUUGAUAGGCAAGAAAAUUUGUUGCUAAUGAUCUUUUACAAGCCGCAUGAAAAAUUGUAUUUGCUGUCAAGUUGCAAAAAAAUAACUUGAUCGUUUGAAAUGUUGAGUGCAAUUAUGACAACGUGCAAUGUAGCUAUUAGGGACUCACAUGUUGUGUCGAUGGUUAAGAGUAUCUUGCCGAAAUUAAAUCAUUAUGCGAAUGACUUUUGUUGUGUUUGAAAUCCAUGACAGGCAUAAUUUUAUUAAUCCAGCGUUCAAUCACGAACAUCCGCAGAAUGUGCUCAAUUGAUAGAAUGUCCAAACUUGCCGCAUAUGAUAUAAUAUUAGUUAAGGUAUGGUCAUUAAAAAUGAUUCUUUAUUGUUUAAGCAUCUUGGAUAAUAAUGCUCUAGUCUGUAAUAGUUGACUCGGCGCAGUCAGGCUGUACAAGUUGAAGGAAACUGAAAAGGAGGGAAACUAAGAAAAAAAAAUAUUUAAAAAAUAAGGCACCUAACGUAAUCUCUUAUCAUGUAUAAAGUCCAAUGCAAUGUAUAUACAAAUUUAAUAACCAUUUAUAUUUUUCAAUAUGCGUCUCUAAAAUUGUGAUUUGGGAUAUCCUUAUUUUCUUUAUGCUGAUUUUUCUUGAAUGAUGGGAAAAAGGAGUAUGAAAAUAGAACGCUUACAAUUUCUUUUUUUAACGAUUUAUUCGAAUUUUUUUAUACUACAGGCAGUAUGUGUGAAAUAUAUGUCCGUGAGAAA
Cephus cinctus (wheat stem sawfly) is the source of this 3552-nucleotide messenger RNA. RefSeq names its product protein halfway (gene hfw). Gene Ontology annotation, molecular function: protein binding. The transcript has 8 exons. Gene Ontology annotation, cellular component: plasma membrane. NCBI's taxonomy places the organism in Eukaryota, Metazoa, Arthropoda, Insecta, Hymenoptera, Cephidae. The record is from RefSeq and is a predicted model, not a curated record. Bases 849 to 2354 code for a protein of 501 amino acids.